Molecule: messenger RNA, 843 nt
Organism: Lycium ferocissimum
Lineage: Eukaryota; Viridiplantae; Streptophyta; Magnoliopsida; Solanales; Solanaceae
Exons: 3
Coding region: 1-843 (280 amino acids)
Source: RefSeq, a predicted model, not a curated record
AUGGAGCCUUUUCAAAAUUGUAGACAUAUUCAGAAGUAUAAGAGGAGAUUGGGGAUGGAAGAGGUGAUUGCCAAUUCUAAUGGAAAGAUUUGGGUUUUCAUUGAUGUUGCAGUUCAAAUGGAAAUUCUAAUGAAUACUGAUCAACAAUUAUCUCUGAAGUUACAUCAUCAGGACUUGGGCACAGACUUCAUUGCUACUUUUGUCUAUGCCAAGUGUGAUGCAGGAGGUGAUUUCAAUGUAACUUUAUCUGAGGAAGAAAAUUUGGGUGGACUGUCAGUUUCUUUGAAUGAGUGUGAAGAUUUUGCUUUUUGUAUAAACUCCAGUGAAUUGUUUGAUAUAGGUUUUAAAGGGAGUCCUUUUACUUGGUGGAAUGGCAUAUCAGCUGGAGAUUGCAUUUUUAAGAGACUUGAUAGAGCGGUGGUGAAUCAACAAUUCCAGAAUUUAUUUUCAAACAUAGAGGUGGAACAUUUGUCCAGAACAGGAUCAGAUCACACUCCUUUGUUAUUAACUUGUGGAGAUGGAAAUGUUACUUUCAGCAGACCUUUUAGCGUAGGGGGGGUGCUAUCACAAUGGAUCAGGGAUACUUUUGGGGACACUUUUCAACAACUUGCUAUAAGAGAGGAAGUGGUGAAGAUAAAAGAAGCUUUAUUUGAAGAAGAGCCUAGUGAUGUGAACAGAAUUGUCCUUCAGAAGGCACAGGCAGAAAUAAAGCAGUAUCUUCAUAUUGAGGAACAAUAUUGGAAACAAAGGACAGGGUUUUCUUGGUAUACUGAAGGUGAUAGGAAUACUGCCUUUUUCCAUAAUUGUGUGAAUGGGAAGAAGAGGAACUUAAUGAUCAAAUGA